UUAUUAAAUUAAUAAUAAUUUCCUCUGCCGUAAUUCUUUUCUUUCUGCCAUCUUCCUUUGACUCUCUGCAACCACCACCUUCUUCAUUCUCUCUCGCCGGAGCUCCGGCCACCGUUACAACACCGUCCAAUCGUCACCGGUUUUAGCUACUAUCCGCCACUAGCAUCUGAAUUCUCAGUUAUUUCUCGCAACCGGAAACUGUACACGUCAACUCGAACUCAAUUUCUCCGAGCUGUAACUGACAAUCGCGGCGGUUUUCAGAUCUACGCGGCGGAGGUGGUGAGUUCUGGUGGUGUAAUGGAGGGUUAGGGUUUGAAGUUGAAGGUGGAUGGUAGUGGACGGAGGAGAUUGUGUGAGUUUGAUUGAUGAUGACCGAAGAUUGUAGUGGAGUUUGGGGGAGGUGUGGUGAAUGCGUCACAUUGAAUGGCAGAUCUUGUUAGCUACGGUAACGCGCAUCGUGACGUUGAGCAGGCAUUAAUUGCCCUGAAGAAGGGUGCACAUUUACUUAAAUACGGUCGCAAGGGGAAGCCCAAGUUUUGUCCAUUUAGACUUUCUCAUGAUGAAUCAUCUUUAAUUUGGAUUUCUGGCAGUGGUGAAAGGAGCUUGAAAUUAGCUUCAGUCUCUAGAAUCAUUCCCGGACAAAGAACUGCUGUCUUCCGACGUUAUCUCCGCCCGGAAAAGGACUAUCUUUCCUUUUCUCUGAUAUACAACAACGGGAAACGAUCUCUUGAUUUGAUCUGCAAGGACAAGGUUGAGGCUGAAGUGUGGAUAGCAGGUAUCAGAUCACUGAUUUCAUCCUUACAAGGAGGUCGUUUGAAAAUUGAUGGAUGGAGUGAUGGAGGCCUUUAUCUUGAUGAUAAUAGAGAUUUAGCAUCAAACAGUGCAAGUGGUAGUUCGAGUAGUGCUCCUCGAGAUUUUAGUUCUCCGGACGUUUCGAUUAGUUCAAACCCAACUACUUCUCCCAAGAGUUAUCCUCCGGGGUUGGAGCGGUCGUAUGCAGCAGCCUCAGACCAAACAAACAUGCAAUUAAAAGGUUCCAGUUCCGAUGCUUUUAGGGUUAGCAUUUCUAGUGCACCUAGUACUUCUAGUCAUGGGUCGGGCCCCGAUGAUUCCGACUCUUUAGGGGACGUGUAUAUAUGGGGAGAGGUAAUAUGCGACAACGUUUCGAGCACAAGAACAGAUGUGCUUCUGCCCCGACCUUUAGAAUCGAACUUGGUUUUAGAUGUUACUCACAUAGCGUGUGGGGUCCGUCAUGCUGCUUUAGUAACUAGACAAGGCGAACUUUUUACAUGGGGUGAGGAAUCAGGAGGUCGGCUCGGGCACGGUGUCGGAAAAGACGCGACUCAGCCUCAUUUAGUUGAAUCUUUAUCCGUUUCCGACAUCACUCUUGUCGCAUGUGGUGAAUUCCACACGUGUGCGGUUACAUCGUCGGGUGAAAUGUACACAUGGGGUGAUGGAACACACAACGUUGGGCUUCUUGGGCAUGGUACAGACGUCAGUCACUGGAUACCCAAGAGAAUUUCCGGCCCACUUGACGGGCUUCAAGUUGCUUCGGUGACCUGUGGUCCAUGGCAUACGGCUUUAAUAACAUCGACCCGACAGCUUUUUACCUUUGGUGACGGGACGUUUGGUGUUUUGGGCCAUGGCGAUCGGGAAAACGUGUCGUAUCCGAAAGAGGUAGAAUCUCUUUCAGGGUUGCGUACAGUUGCUGUUGCCUGUGGCGUAUGGCACACGGCUGCUGUAGUGGAUGUUAUGGUCACACAGUUCGGUUCAAGUGUUUCUUCGGGAAAACUAUUCACAUGGGGUGAUGGAGACAAAAACCGUCUCGGUCAUGGUGACAAAGAGUCUCGACUUAAACCCACAUGCGUGCCGGGACUAAUCGAUUACAAUUUUCAUAAGGUUGCUUGCGGGCAUAGCUUGACUGUAGGUUUGACUACAGCAGGGCAUGUUUACACAAUGGGAAGCACUGUUUACGGUCAACUCGGAAAUCCCGAAUAUGACGGGAAAUUACCUUGUCUGGUAGAGGGUAAGCUGGUCAAUUCACCCGUUGAAGAUAUUGCUUGUGGUGCAUAUCACGUAACUGUAUUGACAUCAAAAAACGAGGUAUACACGUGGGGGAAGGGAGCUAACGGGAGGUUAGGUCAUGGAGACGUUGAAGACCGUAAAACACCAACUAUCGUUGAAUCUUUGAAUGAUAGACACGUUAAGUUCAUAUCCUGUGGUUCAAACUAUACGGCUGCUAUUUGUGUUCAUAAAUGGGUUUCGGGUGCUGAGCAAUCGCAGUGCUCAUCUUGUAGGCAAGCUUUCGGGUUCACUAGAAAGCGGCACAAUUGUUAUAACUGCGGGCUCGUGCACUGCCAUUCAUGUAGUUCAAAGAAAGCACCACGCGCUGCCCUUGCUCCUAAUCCUGGAAAACCGUAUCGCGUGUGUGAUUCAUGUUUUACAAAGUUAAGUAAGAUGGCUGAAACCGGGAUCACUAGCAGACGAAACGUUAAACCCCGUUUAUCGGGUGAGAACAAGGAUAGGCUAGAUAAAGCCGAGUUAAAAUUAGCAAAAUCAGGGAUGCCUUCUAAUCAUGAUUUGAUCAAGCUUCUAGAUAACAAAGCAGCUAAACAAGGGAAAAAAGGUGAUGCGUUUCUUAACCGGUCAAUGCAAGGUCAAUCCUUGAUGCAGCUCAAAGAUGUUGUGUUAUUGGGUGAUUUUCACCAAGCGAUUCCGAAACCGAUUAAUAUUCGGUCAGGUAUUACUUCGCGAUCGGUGUCACCAAUUUCUAGAAAACCGAGUCCUCCGCGUUCAGCAACACCUGUUCCUACAACGUCAGGGCUUUCUUUCUCCAAAGGGGUUGCUGAUAGUUUGAAGAAAACAAAUGAGCUCUUGAAUCAGGAAGUACUCAAACUGCGUGGGCAGGUUGACAUCCUGAGGCAUCAAUAUACCAUUCAAGAAACCGAGCUUAAAAAAUCGAGAAAAGCAGCUCAGGAAGCUAUGGUCUUGGCCGCUGAAGAAUCUGCUAAAUGUAAAGCUUCAAAAGAUGUUAUAAAAUCUUUGACUGCCAAGCUGAAGGAUAUGGCAGAGAGAUUGCCACCUGGUUCGUAUGACUUCGAGAGCAUCGAGUCAACAAAUGGCAUGGAGCCGAACGGUGUUCUUCAAUACGCUGAUGUGAAUGGAGACGAUAAACCGUUAUCAAACGGAUCAUUAGGUCCCGCCGAAACCAUUACAAGGACCGAGGAACCAAUGCGGUAUAAUAGCCGUAGCCCGAAAUCUAGAACCUUCAAUAAGAAUGAGUAUCUAAAUGGAGUAGGGGUACAGUUGGGAAACAAUAAUUAUGUUGAAAGCAAGGAUUGUGCACCGCCACAUGAUGAGGAUAAUGAUUUCAAACCUAGGAGCCCGGUCUCUGCUGUCGGUACUCCUGCAAUUACUACUAAUCAUGUUGAGGCUGAAUGGAUUGAACAAUAUGAGCCCGGUGUGUACAUAACCCUAGUUGCUCUCCGUGAUGGAACUAGAGAUCUCAAACGAGUGCGCUUUAGCCGAAGAAGAUUUGGAGAGCAUCAGGCGGAGACAUGGUGGUCAGAAAACCGUGAACACGUGUACGAAAGAUAUAAUGUGCGUGGUUCAACCAAGUCAUCAGUUUCCUCAACAACAGCCUCCCGUAGGUCAGGCGAAUCUGUAGCACCACCCGCAAAGUACUAAAUCAACACAUCUUCCAGUACUGUUGUUUCGUGGCUGUGAACAAAGUAAAGAUAGGUAGCAAACACCCACCCUUUGUUUAUUUUUUAAACUAGAAUUAAGACCCGCCGCAAUGUGGCGGGGAUUCUUUAGUGAUAACUAAGUCGAUUUAGUGCGCGCA
Helianthus annuus (common sunflower) is the source of this 3844-nucleotide messenger RNA. Its product is annotated as PH, RCC1 and FYVE domains-containing protein 1. Bases 424 to 3687 code for a protein of 1087 amino acids. Gene Ontology annotation, molecular function: metal ion binding. The record is from RefSeq and is a predicted model, not a curated record. NCBI's taxonomy places the organism in Eukaryota, Viridiplantae, Streptophyta, Magnoliopsida, Asterales, Asteraceae. The transcript is spliced from 10 exons.